CUCACGUUAUACUCCUGACUUAUUGGUGUGGGUCUGGAGAUUCGCGGAGGGUCACAGGCGGAUGAGGAUUCAUAUAAAUUCACUUUGUCCCCGGACUAGUGGUUCCUCCAUCACACACACACAACCAUCGAGUUACACACAAACAUACAUCCAAGGUGAUUGAAGCCUCAGCCAAGAUGUACCACAUCGGCAAUAUCUACGGCAUCACCGCCAUCUCGGUCAUUGGCGGUGGGCUGUUUGGUUUCGAUAUUAGCUCUAUGAGCGCCAUCUUACCCACCCAACAAUACCGCUGCUACUUCAACCAAGGCCCCAAGGGCCCUCCUUACACAGACGCCAGCGAAGCCUGCUCUGGUCCUAAACCCAAUGUCCAGGGUGGCAUUACGGCUGCCAUGCCUGGCGGCUCCUUCGUCGGCGCUCUCAUCUCUGGUUACCUGACGGACAAGCUUGGUCGCAAGAAGGCCAUCCAGAUUGGCUGCAUGAUCUGGAUGAUCGGCUCUGCCAUCUCGUGCGCGUCCCAAAACAUCGGCAUGCUCAUCGUCGGUCGCUUCAUCAAUGGUCUCUCUGUCGGUAUCUGCUCCGCGCAGGUCCCCGUUUACGUCUCUGAAUUGGCUCCUCCGUCCAAGCGUGGCCGCGUUGUUGGCUCGCAGCAGUGGGCCAUCACAUGGGGCAUUCUCAUCAUGUACUACAUCAGUUACGGCUGCACCUUCCUCGACGGCCCGACUGCCUUCCGCGUUCCAUGGGGUCUUCAGAUGAUUCCUGCUGUCAUCCUCGCUAUUGGUAUCUUAUUCCUGCCCGAGUCCCCCAGAUGGCUUGCGCGCCACGAUCGCUGGGAGGAAUGUCAAGCCGUUCUCACCCUUGUGCACGGCCAUGGCGACCCACAUAGUCCCUUUGUCAAGCUCGAGCUGGAAGAGAUCAAGCAGAUGAUCGAAUUCGAGCGCCAGAACGCUGAUGUCUCUGUCGCCGAGCUGUUCCGUCCUCGCAUGCUUAACCGCCUUCAUAUUGGUAUCUUCACUCAGAUCUGGUCGCAACUGACAGGAAUGAACGUGAUGAUGUACUACAUUACCUAUGUCUUCGGCAUGGCUGGUCUCACCGGCAACACCAACCUUAUCGCCUCGAGUAUCCAAUACGUGAUCAAUGUCUGCAUGACAGUUCCCGCUCUCAUCUGGAUGGACCGCUGGGGCCGUCGUCCCAUGUUCGUCAUUGGCGCGCUCCUCAUGGCAACCUGGCUAUUCGCCAACGCAGGCCUUAUGGCUUCCUACGGCCACGCAGCGCCCCCAGGCGGUCUCAACAACGUCGCCGAACAGUCGUGGGAAAUCACCGGCAAACCCGCAAAGGCCGUCAUCGCCUGCACAUAUCUCUUCGUCGCCAGUUACGCGCCAACCUGGGGCCCUGCCUCUUGGGUCUACCCACCCGAGGUGUUUCCUCUUCGCAUCCGUGGCAAGGCCGUCGCACUCACUACAUCCUGCAACUGGAUCUUCAACUUCGCUCUGUCGUACUUUGUUCCUCCGGCGUUCGUCAGCAUCAAGUGGAAGGUGUACAUUGUCUUCGGUGUCUUCUGCAUCGCCAUGGCCAUCCACACAUUCUUCGUCUUCCCUGAGACAGCCGGCAAGACGCUCGAAGAUGUCGAGGAGAUCUUCAUUGCGGGCGUGCCGGCCUGGAAGACCAAGGUGGAGUAUUCAAACGUGCGCCGCGCUGAGCAGGGCAUGUUGGACCCAGAGAAGGCUCAAGCUCUCGAGCAGCGCCCGGAGAGGCAUGAGAAUACGCAGGAGAUUAAGGUAUAAAACUAGUCGGUUAAUGGCCUUGUAAAAGAGUUUGAAUGAAUGAUGGAGAAGAACGAACGUCGACGUUUGUGUAUGAUAAUUUAGCGGAGCACACGCUCAUUAGUAUCGGCCAUGAGUUACUCGAGAAGUAGCUCGUCGAAUCAAUAAUCUUUCACUGUAA
Cucurbitaria berberidis CBS 394.84 is the source of this 1941-nucleotide messenger RNA. RefSeq names its product high affinity glucose transporter. The record is from RefSeq and is a predicted model, not a curated record. Bases 177 to 1781 code for a protein of 534 amino acids. Gene Ontology annotation, cellular component: membrane. NCBI's taxonomy places the organism in Eukaryota, Fungi, Ascomycota, Dothideomycetes, Pleosporales, Cucurbitariaceae. Gene Ontology annotation, biological process: carbohydrate transport; transmembrane transport. The transcript has 3 exons. Gene Ontology annotation, molecular function: carbohydrate:proton symporter activity.